GCUCGAUGUCUACUCCAUUCCAGGUGCAUUUGUGUGGAUGAAGAUAACAAUAUAAUCGCCUAACAGAAGUCACCCAACCUGUAAAUUCAGUCUGCUGCUUCCAGAAAAAUGUCAGUGCGGCGACGGUCAGAGAGCAUGGAGGGUCUGUUCUUAUUCGACGAGCGAAAAGAUCGGAGGUCAGACGUGGAGAACUCGGAGGAUGAGAGGAGAAGGCUGUCCAUCGGCGGGUCACUCAAGAAGAAAGCGCUAAAUGCGUCAAGCAAGCUUACGCAUUCGCUCAAGAAGCGGGGGAAGAGGAAGGUGGAGCAUCAGGCUUCUUCCUUCACAAUUGAAGAUGUCAGAGACGAGGAGGAGGAACGCGCCGUGUUCACAUUUCAGCAAGAGCUUUUGAGCAGGAACUUGCUGUGUGACAAGCAAAAUUACUAUCACAUGUUGCUGAGGUUGGUGCUCAAACAUAACUCAGCAGCAGACAAAGAGCUGCCGAAGCAUGGACAGAGAAUUUCUUGUUUUUGA
Messenger RNA from Hordeum vulgare subsp. vulgare (domesticated barley), 513 nucleotides. RefSeq names its product phosphatidylinositol/phosphatidylcholine transfer protein SFH13-like. The record is from RefSeq and is a predicted model, not a curated record. The coding region runs from base 109 to 513 and encodes 134 amino acids. The transcript has 3 exons. Lineage: Eukaryota; Viridiplantae; Streptophyta; Magnoliopsida; Poales; Poaceae.